This is a messenger RNA of Annulohypoxylon maeteangense, 1766 nucleotides long. RefSeq lists its product as uncharacterized. The record is from RefSeq and is a predicted model, not a curated record. NCBI's taxonomy places the organism in Eukaryota, Fungi, Ascomycota, Sordariomycetes, Xylariales, Hypoxylaceae. The transcript has a single exon. The coding region runs from base 83 to 1651 and encodes 522 amino acids.
AAACAUUUCAAGUGCCCUGGAAAACUCAAGAAAUUUGUCAAGAAUUAGUAUCAACCUUGACUUAUUACCUGGGUAGCUAGCAAUGGCCACUAUGGAGAAAGAAUUACGUGAACGGGCUCGCGAUGUCCUUAAAAACCGAGUACAUCCUCGUGAAGAUGUCACUGCCGUGAAACAGAAUUUGGCUCGCGAUCUCGCCCAGAGUUUAGGAGCUGAGCAGCUCAGCAGCCCCUUAUCGCUUGUUGACUUAGAUACUACCGUCACCCCAACUGAGGCAUUGCAGGGCAACUAUCGAGAAUAUAUCGAAGCAGUUCAGAAGAAUAUCAACAUCCGUUCUGAAUUUGCUCAGCUGCAGGAAGAACAUGAUGCAGCUACUGCUUUGCUCUCAUCUCCAGCCGAGGAAGAUCAACAAGCUCGACUUCUUGAACUUCAGCUUGAAAUCAACUCCCUGGAACAGGAGCACGAGAGACUCACUAUAGCUGACAAGUACCUGGAGGAGCUCGAUCAGCAGCCCGCAGCAGCACCUGAUUUUCUUGAUUCCGAUCUCAUGUACAAGGAAUGUACACCCCUUCCUGAACUUCCCAAGGAGCUCAUGGACGGCUUUACCCAGGAUAGAGAAGGGCCAAACCGCGAGAUCCAAGAACUGCUUUCGCGCCUCCAGAAGGCAAUGUUACGCAACAAACUACUAGCUCAGCGAGAAAAGCAAAAUUUCGAAAAGCUGAAGACUAAAACUCCGAUUGAACCUGGUAGUCUAUCCCCGGAGAUACAAUUGCAUGCACUCAAUGCUGUUAAAGAUAGUCUCAUCAACUGGAUUGAGGGCAUGCUAUCUAAAGCCGGCGGUGACGAGGACGAGCCAAGCAUUCUCGAGUCCCCAAGCAAGCCACGCCAAGGAGAAUCCGAGAAAUUCGAUCGCGAUGCACAUAUGGCCGAGAUACAGAAGGAAUAUCAAACCCAUAUCGAUCUCCGUAAAGAGAUAUUAAUCUCGAUGGCUCAAUUAAAGCAACUAAAAUUUGAGUCGCCGAAGAAACAAGACCAGCAGCCAGAACAUGAACCUGAGAUGGCUCCGCCGAGCAGCGCAAAACCCGAAGCGUUCCUGCUCAUGCCAUACCUCGAGAAACUGCAAGCCAUCUCGCGCGAGCAGAAGGGUCUAAUCCAAGAAAAAUCGCACAUCAACACAGCGCUCACACGGCAACAGCAAGACCUCAACAAGCUACUGAACCACCUAGUAGAUGAAAGCUAUCUACUCCAAACAUUCCCCGCCAACACACCUAACAAGCAAUUAAGCUUUGGCGAAGCUACUAAAGGAGUAAACAAAUCCAACGUAACGAGCCAAGUUGAGCCCUGGAUAUCUGCGGCGAAUUCAGCCCAGAUUGCCAUGCUCGAGGCCGUAUUUGAGAAGGUCGAAGAGGGUCAGGUAGCUGCUGAAGAUGCUAUGGAGGCUUUGGAUCAAGUUCGAAAGCUCCUCAACAAAGAAGAGGCCGAACCAGAGGAGCCUCAUGGGGAUCAGGAUAAUGCUGAGCCGGAUAUGUGGGUGGAAGACGACGAAAAUGGUAGAACUCGUGUUAGGAAGAAUAGGGAAAAGAAGGUAGAAAAGCAAAAAGGAGAAAGCAUCUAUGCAAAAUUAGAUGGCAAUCUUGGAUUGAUCAACGAGUAAAGGGCUGUGGUCAUUUUUCUACAGCUAAUUUUUUGGGGCUUUGCCUUCUAAGUACGAAGAACCCUUACUUAGUUGCUACAAUAUGACAGAAUAACCCUCCUAAUGAUCUUCAUAA